Erigeron canadensis is the source of this 1898-nucleotide messenger RNA. RefSeq names its product cytochrome P450 93A3-like. Lineage: Eukaryota; Viridiplantae; Streptophyta; Magnoliopsida; Asterales; Asteraceae. The transcript has 2 exons. The record is from RefSeq and is a predicted model, not a curated record. The coding region runs from base 91 to 1602 and encodes 503 amino acids. Gene Ontology annotation, molecular function: heme binding; iron ion binding; oxidoreductase activity, acting on paired donors, with incorporation or reduction of molecular oxygen.
CAUGCUUUCAUAUUUCCAUCAUCACCAAAGACUCAUAGUAUUCUAAGUGUUUCAUCUAAAUUACACUACUAGAGUACCUUGCAGCUAGCAAUGGCUGAUUUCCAAACCUACUUCACCAUCUUUAUGUUAUGGCUGAUACCCACCAUUUUAAUCAAAUUCUUCGACAAAUCUAAGAAAGCUCAUCUCAUCCCCCCAACCCCCUUUGCCCUUCCCAUCAUUGGCCAUCUCCACCUCAUUUUUCCAAUCCCUCAUCAAGCCAUGCACAAGCUUUCCCUCCGAUACGGCCCUAUUUAUCGCCUCUUUCUUGGCUCUCAUACGUCUUUCGUCGUGAGCACACCCGAACUGACAAAAGAAUUCUUUAAGUUCCACGAAAAUGCCUAUUUGGAUAGACCAAUUAACUCGGCAACAUAUCAUAUGACAUAUGGAAAUAAAGAUUUUGUGUUUGCCCAAUAUGGACCUCAUUGGAAGUUCAUGAAGAAGAUAAUCAUGACGGAGCUCUUAAAUGGAGGAAAGGUAGACUUGCGCCGCCAAGUGAGGAAAAACGAAGUUACUCGUUUUAUGAAACGUGUUUCUCAAAUGGCCAAAGACAGGAAGGCGAUGGAGAUGGAUUUGGAGCUGACCAGGGUUAUUUACAAUGUGGUAAUAGAGACCAUUUUGGGUAAACGAUUCACGGAGGAGGCCGAGGCUAGGGAAAUGAAGGAUUUGGUUGACGAUAUAGCUGGGUUAGAAGGUAGCUUCAACAUCUCGGACUACAUAUGGUUCCUUAAAAACGUGGACUUGCAAGGGUUUGGGAAAAAAGUUAGGGAUGUUCAUCGAAGAUUUGAUAUAUUCGUAGAGAAGAUCCUUAAAGAGCAUGAAGACGCUAGAAAGCUGGACAGCUUAACAUCAGAAAAGAAGGACUUGCUCCACAUAUUACUAGAUACAGCCGAAGAUAAAAGCCAGAAAAUACAAUUGACAAGAGUGAACAUCAAAGCCUUCGUUUUCAAUAUGUUUGUCGCAACAGACACUACAUCACUUACCACGAAUUGGGCACUUUCAGAACUUAUCAAUCAUCCAAACAUAAUGGAAAAAGCAAGAGAAGAAAUCGAUAGAGUUGUUGGCAAAAACAGACUUAUCCAAGAAUCAGACUUACCAAACCUUCCGUACCUCCAGGCAAUUGUAAGUGAAUCUUGGCGUCUUCAUCCAGGCGCCGCAUUAAUUCCAAGACUAGCUACAGAAGAUAGAAUAGUGGCGGGUUACCAUAUUCCAGCCAACUCUACGGUUUUUUUCAACUCUUGGUCUCUAGGCAGAGACCCGGGGGCUUGGGAAAACCCUCUUGAAUUCAAGCCCGAGAGAUUCAUGCACUUCAAGAUGGAACCAAGAGGACAAGAUUAUAGCCUGCUGACAUUUGGGGCGGGGAAAAGAAUGUGUCCGGGGUAUUCACUAGCAUUCCAGUUGCUACAUUUACUCCUCGGUUCCAUGAUUCAAUGUUUUGACUGGAAGGCCGGGAAAGAUGGGAAACUUACUAGGGUGAACUUGGAAGAGGGUGUCGGAAUCACACUUCCUAUGGCAACCCCUUUGGUUUGCAUACCUGUGGCUCGGCUUAAUCCUCUACCAUUUUAACUAGUCUCCGAUCCAAUCCACCUAGACUGAUCACCCGGACUAGCUCUUUUAAUCCACCUCGACUCAGAUCGAGAACAAUUUGAAUAAAUAAUAAGUAUUGAUCGAUCAAUACUUGUUUAGUAUACGUAUAUGGCAUUAUAUAGUGUUUGUAUGAAGUCAUAACUUACGCGGCUCUCGUACUCUGUAUCUCACUAGUUCUAUUAUUGAAGGAAUUUUAUAAAUACAAUACAUAUUUGUACUUCAAUAUGUAAUAUCAAUAAGUUAAUUAACAAUAUAUAUUGUGGGGUUUAUAAUUA